AGAUGGGAGCGCUUGAUGAAGGGUUCCGGGAGUUGCGCUUGCGCUCUGGGAGCCCGUAGCCGGAAGUGGGCGGAAUCGUGUUGCGCAGAGGAAAGGGCGGAGGGAGGAAACCUGGACAAGGAAACGCACAGGAUCUACAGGCAGAAGUUGGAGGAGCUGACUGCGCUCCAGACUUUGUGUAGCAGCUCCAUCAGCAAGCAUAAGACGCGACUGAAGGACCUGAAGCGCACGCUCCAGAGGUACAAGCGCCGUGCCAGUCUGGAGGAGGCGGAGCUGGUUCAGCAGAUAGAUGUCACCAUCAAGGAGCGGCAGAACAUCUUCUUUGACAUGGAGGCCUACCUGCCCAAGAAGAAUGGGCUCUACUUGAAUCUGGUCCUCGGCAACGUGAGCGUGACCCUCCUCAGCAACCAGGCCAAAUUUGCCUACAAGGACGAGUAUGAGAAGUUCAAGCUCUACCUGACCAUCAUCCUGCUCCUGGGGGCUGUGGCCUGUCAAUUUGUCCUUCACUACAGGGUAACGGACGAAGUCUUUAACUUCCUACUGGUGUGGUAUUACUGCACCCUGACGAUUCGGGAGAGUAUUCUUAUCAGCAACGGCUCGAGAAUUAAAGGCUGGUGGGUGUCGCACCACUACGUGUCCACCUUCCUAUCUGGAGUGAUGCUGACCUGGCCCAAUGGACUAAUCUAUCAGAAGUUUCGCAGUCAGUUUUUAGCGUUUUCCAUAUUUCAGAGCUGUGUCCAGUUCCUGCAAUAUUAUUACCAGAGGGGCUGCCUCUACCGGCUGCGAGCUCUGGGGGAAAGGAAUCAUUUGGACCUCACUGUGGAGGGAUUCCAGUCCUGGAUGUGGCGGGGCCUCACCUUCCUCCUGCCUUUCCUGUUCUUUGGCCAUUUCUGGCAGCUCUACAAUGCAGUCACGCUCUUCAAGCUUUCCAGCCACGAGGAAUGCAGAGAAUGGCAGGUGUUCGUGUUGGCAAUCACCUUCCUGGUCCUCUUCCUGGGCAACUUCCUGACCACCCUCAAAGUGGUGCACACCAAACUCCAGAAGAACAGGAACAAGGCGAAGACGCCGUGAGCCGCGGGGCUGCGCCCCCGAGCCCGGGACUUUGAGACUGCGGGGGUCUCAGUCGGCACCCUCGCUGCCGAUUCCUCCUCAGCAGCGCCAGUGGCCACUGGCGCAGUGACCUCAGGGGCCAGUGGCCUCCCCAGGAGCAGGGCCAAGGCCCGAGUCCCCGACUGGACAAGAGAAAUGUGACCCAGCCUGUCCGAGCAGUAUUAGCCACCCUUCCUAUUUAUGACGUAUUUAAUGCCGCGCCCUCCCCACCUCCCUAGAAUCGUAGCCCCCGCUGCUCUUGGCCGGACUGUCUUCCUGGGAGAGGCAAUGCCUCAGGAAGCCCCUCUGUCCCCCGUCCUGGCACUUGAAGCCCUCAGGGCAGGGUGUGGACAUGCCUCCUGAGGUUGGAUGUGUGACCUGUUGCUUACAGAGUCCCAGGCGGAGGCGGGAGGAGGGCCCUGGGAGUCCGGUGGGGACUCCCUCCCCAGCACACGCUUCUGCUGUCGGCUCCCGCCUCCUCUCAGCCUCCGUUUCUCUGUGGGCGGGUAUCUACCUUCUCAGAGAACCGCUGUUGUGCCUUGUGCUCCUUGUGCUUCCUGAGUCCCCUGACUGCCUGUCACCUGGGGAAAGUGGCCGGGCCGGCCUGAGGCCUGGGGUUCUUGGCCCCUGGAGCAGCUGGGCCCAAGGCAGGCAGGGUUUCUGAGUCACCACCAGAGGGCGCCCCAGCCUCGGCACCAUGUGGGUGGUUUGAGGGCGUUACUUGACACUUCCUGACCCUCAACCCUCAGCCCAUCUUCCCGAAUCCUUGCAGUGGGCACUCAGAGUGAGACCCAGACCCUCAGCGCUGGCCGGGACUUCAGCCAGCACCAGUGUCACCCAGCCCUCCAUCACCUCCCUUACUCAGAGGUUCUGGAAAUUGGGGCGGGGGGUGUCUGAGCAACCUCACUUUCAGGAGGUCACACAGGGCAAGGCUGCUGGUCACCUCACGGUAGAUUCUGAAUUGGAGGGUGAAGAAGCCAACUUUCUGCCCCUUCUCCCACACCUGAGCCUCGUCUGCCCUUAACGACUUCCCUACAAAUCCUCUUGGACCAGAGGGUAUAGUUCGUGUCCACAGCUAUGCUGUGGCCCUCAAAGGGGUUUAAAAUUUUUUAAGUUAGUUACGUUUUUAAAAUAUGGAAUCCACCCCCAGGAAGAUUCCACAAAAAAAUCCAGAUCUUGACUUUCCCUAGAUAAGUGGAAAGCCCUGGCUGCGUUCCCACAGAACAGCCCUCACCUGGGCUGGCUGCCUGCCCGGAGUGGUGCUUGCUUUCUAGUUUGCGGAGACCCCACCACUCCCUCCUAUUUCCGCCCUCCUUCACUCUCCACGCCGCCCAUCUGGCCCUUUAAGAACUUGGGUUUGCCCUAGACUCUCGUUGGCAACCUUUUCCUGUGACGGGCCAGAUGGUCUCAGUCACAAUGACUUUAGCCUGCAGUUGGGCAAAAGCAGCCCACGCAUAAAUGAAUGGGCAUGACUGUGUUCCAAUAAAACUUUAUUUACAAAAACA
Molecule: messenger RNA, 2594 nt
Organism: Myotis brandtii (Brandt's bat)
Lineage: Eukaryota; Metazoa; Chordata; Mammalia; Chiroptera; Vespertilionidae
Gene: TMEM120B
Product: transmembrane protein 120B
Exons: 12
Coding region: 16-1071 (351 amino acids)
Biological process (GO): fat cell differentiation
Cellular component (GO): nuclear inner membrane
Source: RefSeq, a predicted model, not a curated record